This is a messenger RNA of Rattus rattus (black rat), 986 nucleotides long. It is a transcript of the gene Rd3l, whose product is annotated as retinal degeneration 3 like. The coding region runs from base 39 to 623 and encodes 194 amino acids. The record is from RefSeq and is a predicted model, not a curated record. NCBI's taxonomy places the organism in Eukaryota, Metazoa, Chordata, Mammalia, Rodentia, Muridae. The transcript is spliced from 2 exons.
UUAUGCAAGUAAACAUUUAAUAUCUCUACAGCCUAAAAAUGCCAUUUUUUAGCUGGGUGAAAUGGCCAAAACCUUAUUCCGACAAACAAGCACGCCACACUGGCUCGGAGGCCGUGACAAAGACUCUGCUUCGGGAGUUAAAAUGGCAUCUCAGGGAGCGUGAGAGGUUAAUGAACGAGAUCGAAGAUGAGCAGAAGGUGAAAAGGACAGGUGUGGAUUACAACUGGCUGAGAAGCUACCAGACUCCUCACACGAUCCCAGCUACCGAGCAGAGACAACUGGAAGUCCUUUGCUCCCAAGUACAACCUUGUCAAACCGGAACUGUUCUCAGCAGAUUUCGAGAACUUUUGGCAGAAAACGAUGUACUUCCCUGGGAAAUUGUCUACAUCUUCAAGCAAGUUCUGAAAGACUUCCUCAGCAGCCCUGACAGAGGGGGUCUUCACGCUGGCCUGUGGGACUCUGACGUCACCUGUUCCCCUGCGCCCCCAGGUGAAAGCUCUGAGGGGCCAGACAAAGACGAGAUACCCACGAUUUCAAGUUACGUAGACAGAAAUGCCAAGAACAGGUUUCCAUCAUGUUCACACAGAGCAUGGAACCUGCCGUAUUAUCACCCGCCGAGCUAAGAGCUAAGGAGUUAGCAAGGCCACCCCAGAGUCAUGCCCCUUAGCACUAACGGGAAGAAACUGUCACAUGACCCUGGGUUUCUCUGCUACAGCAUCAGGGUUUAGUUCAAAUUCCUGUACCUCCAACUUCUCUAAGCAGUACUGUUUUCUAACCACUGUAAAUAGUCAAUAUUUUAAUGAAAAUACGCUUUUAACUAAAAUACUGUCUAAAUGUCUGAAGUUUCUUAUACCUCAAACAUGUCACAGAACUAAAGAAAUUUACUAUGAAGUAUGACAGAUUCUUUGUGAAACAAUUAAUCUUGGCUUUUAUUCUAAGAGAGCCGAUGUGUAGAAUAAAUGAUUAAUGUGAGCUUCUCCCUACAA